AGGAGCAGCUUGUCAAUUCGAAACCAAGCGAGGGAAACUGAACUCCUGCAACUGUGGCGUCAUGCCUGUCCGUGUGCUGUCGGAGGGGGCGGGGCCAGGUGCCCAGGUACCAAAACACCUGACGAGGAUUCCCAUCUCGGUCAUCACCACCAGCACCGACUGCUCCAACAAAACAGUCAGGGGGAAAGUGGUUCGUAAAGGCCCGCUGGUGUGGUUAGCAUCUGACAAUGCCAUUCUGAAGACUGUCAUCCAAGAAGAAGAUUCACCGCCAGAUUCCUCGUCUCAGAACCCAUCCAUUAACGUCGUUCUGUUCGGAGCGCUGGCCAAGGACUUCAAUCAAGCCGUCAGUCAAGGGGAUGUGGUCGUGGCCUCCGGCUUCACUGUGGGCAAAUCUCCCACAGUUAGUAGUGACAAGCUGCACCCCUGUAACCUGCUGCUGUCAGGAGACGACGCCUACAUCUAUGUGUCCCGCCUGCCGCCUUCUCCUGAUCCCAGAUCCCCGCUGGCCGUCAAGAGGAGCUCAGCACUCUCCGCAGAGGUUUCCAGGACGACCAAGGCUCCAAAAUACACGUAUGUCCGACUGUGCGACCUGAAAGCUGGAUCUGUAGUCAACGUGUACGGAGUGGUGGUCUUCUUCAAACAGCCGUUCAAGAGCCGUGGUACAGACUUCUGCUCCAGCCUGAAGAUCACAGAUCAGUCCAAUGAGAAGAUCAGCUGCACCAUCUUCUGUGAGAAGCUGGAGGACCACCCCAGAAUCUUUCAAAUCGGAGACAUCGUGCGCAUGCACAGAGUCAAGACUCAGUUCUUCAACGACUCCAUCCAGCUGGUCAACACCUUUGGUUUCUCUGUGGUGGCGUUUGAUGGGGCGGAGGGUGCACCCAUAGAGCCUCGGACCUCCAGCCGCUCCUUCCACUUGGACCAGGAUGUCCGUCGGACUGUGGAGGAGCUGCGAUCCUGGGCCGUCAGCCAGGCUUUCCUCCCGACAGUCCCCUCAGUCCCUCUGUCUGCCGUUCAGCCCAAAGCCUACUUCGACCUGACCUGCCAGCUGCUGGCCAAAGCUCCCAUCGACACCACCUGCACCCUGCUGAGGGUGUGGGACGGGACCAGGUGUCCUCACACUCUGCUGAAGGUGAUAGUUGAGCAGAACGUCACAGAGGGUCCGUCCUCCUUCUCCAAAGACAGAGAGAGCCUCAUCGCCAACGUCCUCAUCUACGACAACCACGUGGAGUCAGCCAGGCAGCUGAAGCCCGGGGACUUCCUGAGGAUCUACAACCUGCGAGCGAUCCCAGGAUCCAGUAAGGUGCCGGGCCUCACUAGCAGCCAGUCAGAGGAGGUGGAUCACCUCGCUUUUCACCUUCACGGAGGGACGGCAUACGGCAGGGGGAUCAGGGUUCUCCCAGAAAAUAGCCCAGUCGUGCAGGAGCUUAAGAGAGUCAUGGAGGCCUUUCCAGAGGACGAUAGGGACGACUUUGUUGAGCUGAAUGACUCAGAGCUGUUGGAGGUCUGGAGCACUCCACCAGAGUCUCCUGGUGUUGGUGGAACAGUGGAGUGCAGCACAGAGAGAAGCUGCGGUCACGACACACAGCCGGUGACGCUGUCUGAGCUGAAGCGGUCUGAUCCGGGUCGAGUUCAUCAUGUCAGAGUCCAGCUGAGAUCCUACGAGCCCCGCAGACUCCAUCAGGCUCUGAAACUGUACUGCAGCAAGUGUACAUCAAUGCAGGACGUCCCAGAUGAUGAACUGGUGGCGGGUCUCUUCUCUGAAGCGUCCAGGGACUCUGGACCCUGCAGUCCUCCACCGUGGGCGCUCUCUGGACAGGUCACUGUCGCCGGAGAUUUCCCAGGAUCCCCGAAACGAGCACUGAGUGUUCACCUGUCCACCCAGCUCAUUUCUGAGGACAAAACUAAGGACCUUAUUUACCUCAUGGGUUCGACUCUGGAGGAAACGUGUCGACUCGCAGCUGGCUACCAGAACAUCAUUCCUGUGAGGUCAUCAGGAGGUCAGCUGGCUCUGCUCGACCUGUCUGCACCUUUCCUGUUCAGAGGCAGGAAGAGAUACUACGGGUGUAAGAGGUGCUCAGACACUGCAGUGAGGGAACCUUCAUGUGCUGAAGGAGUCGAGCUGAUCAAUGAGAAAAUCAUUGCAGAAGCUCUCGGCGUUCAGCUGCUGCAGUUCGUCCUGCUGAUGAAGCUCGAGCUGCAGGACGCCACCGACACGCUGCACGCCUUCCUGUGGAGAGACGCCGAGAGGUUCUUCAGCGUGUCGGCAGAGGACGUGGCAUCCAGUCAGGAGGCUCAGAACAGCAUCUGUCAAAUGAUGGACUCCCUCUGUCCUCCAGGGGGCAGCACUGGUGAGCGUCCGUGGAUGGAUUUGUGUCUGACAGAGUACCGAGCAGAGGACGACGGAGAGAGCCAAACCUGUUAUCAGAUCUGCCACAGCACCAUCACCAAACCACGCUCUGCACGGUCCGACCCCGACCCAGCCUGAACCACCUGUGGGUCAAAGGUCAACCAGAGUCCUGCACAAAGACAAACUGUUUCUACCUGUUUCUCUUUUAGUCAUUUUGUAUUUAACAUUUUUUCUGGUUUUUAUUUGUAUUUAUUGUGUAAAACAAAAUGAAUGUACAUAAAAAGGUGAAAAAUGCAUAAAA
Molecule: messenger RNA, 2648 nt
Organism: Epinephelus fuscoguttatus (brown-marbled grouper)
Lineage: Eukaryota; Metazoa; Chordata; Actinopteri; Perciformes; Serranidae
Gene: pot1
Product: protection of telomeres 1 homolog
Biological process (GO): regulation of telomere maintenance via telomerase; telomere capping
Cellular component (GO): nuclear telomere cap complex; chromosome, telomeric region
Molecular function (GO): G-rich strand telomeric DNA binding; telomerase inhibitor activity
Source: RefSeq, a predicted model, not a curated record